Molecule: messenger RNA, 2688 nt
Organism: Linum trigynum
Lineage: Eukaryota; Viridiplantae; Streptophyta; Magnoliopsida; Malpighiales; Linaceae
Source: the annotation of a GenBank genome assembly
UCUUUUCAUCCAUGAGAGAAAAAAAGCGUCUGCAACGAAACUUUUCUUAAAUGAGUUUAGCAUCUAUCUGAACAAUCUUAACUAUGAUCGAUAUAAAACAUUGCUCGAAUAGUUUGUUGGUUGGUUUUAUGAUACCCUUUUAGAACGUACAUCUUGAUUCGAGUUUCGAACAUUCGCGUUGAUGAUUCUACAUACAUAACUGCGAUAUGAACCCACGUUAUUAAACAUUUUCCUUCUUACUUAAAAGGCAAUGCAACAUUUCCCAAUUAUUGUUAUCAUUAAGGCAAAGUUAAAAAGCGAUUUAAUCAAGUACUUAGUUGAAAGUAAGUAUGUGAGUGAUGCCGGCGGUUCCUAGAUUAGGAGACAAAGGGAGGCUACGUGAUUGGUAAAUUGGGGACAAAACCAAAGAAUCAUUGUACUUGUUGUCACCUUAAAUGAUAAAAACAAACAAUUAUAAGCUUACUUAUUACAUAAAGACGAAUUGGCAGUUGUAUUGUAAUGAUUCCAUGUUACAUACUUACAAACACAAGCAAGAACGCUUUUUUGUGUUAUUUGACAAUUGUCAACAACCUGGCCGCCUUCCUCAUCAACUUGCUUCUUGGUUUUAAUCUUCAAAAUUUCACAUAUAAAUAAUAAUAAUAAUAAUAUUAAGAGAUGAUAUCUAUGCCGUGCCCGAAACAUUGACAAAAACCACUCUCCCUAUCGAAAACUACUCGAAAUAGACUUCGAUUUCUUGGUUAUCUUAAUUAUCGAUUAACCGAACCAUUUUUAAAACCAAAAACCAUUUUGUCCAACCUCCAAUAACCGACCGAAGUUCGGUUACUUCGGUUACCGGUUCAUCAUCCAAGUUUCUUCGUAAGAACCGACAGCAUUCCGGCAGGCGGCCUGCUCGGCAUCUGCUAGUCCAAUAAACAAGAGGCCCAAGCCCAUUUUCUUUAUUCAAAUUUUUUUUCUGUAAAAGCCUUAAGAGGGUGGUGGACUGUUCCGAGGCAGGCCCAUAUGAAAACCGUACCUUCGGCCCCAAAGGCCCAAGCCCAUUUUCCUAAUUUCUUGGCCCAAGCCAAAGUCAGAGGUCAACUCUCUCGUAUUAAUCCUUUGCCGCCACCGGCGGCAACCACAACUUUUCUUCUUGCAACAGUCUGGUAGCUCUCAUCGUUACCGGUUUUUGAUGCUGUGGAUUUGAUUUAAUAAGCAGGUCAACCAUUUCCCUUCCAUAAAGAAAUGAAAUGAGGCCUUGUAGGCCACGGAAAUCGCUUCCCGGAAAUCUCCAUAUAGAGAUUCCUUCCUCCAUAGCUUGGAACUCAGAACCUUCUCCUCCUCUGUUCUUUGGCUCACAAAAAUGUCGGGUAUCGACAGUAGAAGUGCCUGGCUUCAUGAUCGCCGGAGAAAUCCCGGCAUUGAUCAACCCAGUAGUCGAGGCAAAAAGUACAAGAGCAAGAAAGCCGUAGCGGAUCGCUCUCAAUUACUAGUUGCAGCGGCGGUAGCAGCAGCUGGGUAUCCAAUCAGGUGGAACGACCUUCCCCUGAAGCUCGCGAUCAAUCUAGUGUCGAGUAAUGGCACGCGACUGGAAAAUGUCUCUCCCGGUGGCGUCACCAAAUCAUGGCGGUCACAAAAACAAACAAAUAAAUGCAAGUCCAGUCCUCCUCCGGCCACUCUGCCACAACUUCAGCUAUUCACCCCUGAAACCUCCGGUACCGUUCCGGUCUCUGUUUAUUCUUCCUUAUUUUCUACCGGAAAUCGGUGGCUGACCAGGAAAGACGGCCCCUUUCAUCGAUGCAAGCCCCAACUAGUCGGAUUUUCCAUCGAAAUGGCACGGGCUACAGGGAGAAUCCCCGAUCGCCUUCGCUAUUAUCUGAUAAAUCUAGAGGAUGUUAAUUCGUAUUGGGGAUGUCUCCCUUGCUGGAACUGGGCUGCCGACGAUGACUCACAUCGCCCAAUCCAUAGAAGCACAAUCGAGGAUGCGGUGGUGAUUGUCCUGACUGGGUUGUCCCUCCCUGCUUUCGCCUGUUUUCGGUCGGAUGAACAAUUGCGAAAUUUCGCCUGGAAGAAGCACGAUUCACCAAUUAACGACCCAAAUGGAUCGGGGGCCGAUCGGUUUGUGACGCUGUGCAGCGGGAUUUGGUUGAGAGGGAAGUUGUAUGCUCUGAGUCUGCAGGGGACUCUGGUUGUCAUCGAACAAGAGCGCGGCAGCUUCUCUUCCACUUCGCAGAAUCGCGGCUUCAGAGUCGGUUCCAUGGGCGAGCAGAGGAUGGUUCCUGGUGUUCCGUGCAAGCAUUUCCGUGAAAUCCUGGUGGAAUCGGAAGGAGAGAUUCUGCUGGUAUUUCUCAUCUUCAGGAAAUCUGUGGAAUCUGUGGAUGGGGUGGAAGUGCGCCGCCUUGAUACCCGGAAGCUGGAAUGGGUUCGCCUGCACGACUUGGGAAGCAGAGUGCUGUUCUUCGGGACCAAUUGCUGCGUUAGUGUACCCGCCGGUGAAGCAGAAGAAUUGGGUUGCCGCCGGAGAAAUUGUGUUUAUUUCAAGAACACUUGCUCGGGGACCUGGUCCCAAUAUGAUAUGGAAAUGGGCACGAUCAAUCGCGUUACUGGCCUGCAAGAUUGAUCGGAUUCUGUAGUUUGAUAGAAAGUCGACCAGACUGAGAGUUCUUGGUGUAAUUUUCCUUUAACCUGCACAAAUAAAUACAUCUAUGGUCG